AUGUUUCUCUUACUAGAACCUAACAACAACAUCUAUAACACAUACUGCAACGAAAACUAUAAAUAUAGCCCGAAAGUUCUUCCAAAUAUUCAUUUUUUUUUUCUUCUUUUCAUCACUACUUACUCAAGUAUCAAACCAAUCAAUCAAUCAAUCAUUAUGAAGUUUUCUAUUGCUGCUUUAUCUUUAGCUACUUUGGCUGUUGUCAGUGCUGGUUAUGUUUCCCGUGGUGAAGGUGUAUCCAGAGGUGAAAAAUUCGAAUGUGAUUUCGAUACUUUUGAAUGGAAGUUUGCCUUAGCUGUUAAAGAAUUGAAACAUAAAGGUAAAAACUGGGGUAGAGAUGUUGAUUUAGAUAUUGUUUAUGAACUUGAUGAUGGUCAAUUAUUCCAUGGUUGCAGAGAAACUUAUGAUGCUUCCAAGUGUAAAAACUGUUACGAAGCUUUUGAAUUCAAUGAAGAAGAUAAUGAUAAAGAUUGUGAUGAUGAUUGCAAGAGAAAGAAGAAGGGUCAUAGAAACUACAAACGUGGUGGCUACAGUGAUGGUGACUGUGAUGAUGAUUGCGAAAGAGUUGAACGUUGCAACUACCCAUUCUGUGAGCUUUAUGACGACAAUUGCGACUUGCUCAUCACUUUAAGAGAUGGUGUCUUGAGAGAUGAAAAACAUGCUAUUGGUGAAAUUGUUGCUAAUCAUCAAUUCCAAUUUGACAAACCACCACAAAAGGAUGCCUUACACAAGGAAGGAUUCUCCAUUGUUUACACUGAAGGUAACUACUACUUGGCUCUUGACCACAAGAUCAAAUUCUGGCACUGUAAAGUUGACGACAAAGGGUUAUACAAGCUUUAUGAUGAAUCUAUUGGUGAACAAUGUUCUGAAAUUGAACUUAUUAUUUUGAAAUCUAAUGAAAGAGCUGAAUUUAAUGAAAGAGAAGAAGAAUGUGAUGAUGAUUGCAAAAGAAAGAAGGAACACGGAAAAAAAUACUAA
This is a messenger RNA of Candida dubliniensis CD36, 978 nucleotides long. RefSeq names its product putative covalently-linked cell wall protein precursor. The transcript has a single exon. Gene Ontology annotation, molecular function: structural constituent of cell wall. Gene Ontology annotation, cellular component: fungal-type cell wall. Lineage: Eukaryota; Fungi; Ascomycota; Pichiomycetes; Serinales; Debaryomycetaceae. Gene Ontology annotation, biological process: fungal-type cell wall organization. The coding region runs from base 1 to 978 and encodes 325 amino acids. The record is from RefSeq and is a predicted model, not a curated record.